Messenger RNA from Rubroshorea leprosula, 613 nucleotides. The record is from the annotation of a GenBank genome assembly. Lineage: Eukaryota; Viridiplantae; Streptophyta; Magnoliopsida; Malvales; Dipterocarpaceae.
ACCUGAAGGAAAGGAAACCGGUAUAACACAAACAAAGGAACCGCAAUCACCACAAGCAAUCAACGAUUCAAAAUGACAAAAGAACGGGGCAUAGGAGAUAGAGGCGGAGUCUUGGCUGUAGUUAAUGGGAGGACUAAGAGUAGCAGUAGGAAUAAUAAAAGGAAAGCAGUAGAGAAUAGAAAGCGUCUUGUCAGAGCAUAUGUAACUUCUGAUAUAGGAGCUGGAGCAGGAACACGAUUGCUCGGGUGGUGUCUUGUAUUGUGGUUGGUUGCAUCAGUUGAUUCACUCCUUCCUCAGCAUUCGUCGAUUGGUGGCGUGGGAAAGGGGCAUUCGAUCACGGGCAAAGAUGUCGAUGCAAUUCAUUAUGCAAGUUAUGAAUUCAAGGUAGAAGGGUUGCCUGAUUCACCAGUCUUUCCUCCAGACUCAUCGGUAGGGUGAUGCUAAACUAUCUUCUAAGGGUUUCUACUAUUACAUAGGCUUGGGGCUCCCAUGCCGGUAUCUUUCAGUUUGUUGGCUCCUCUUAUUCUCAGCACAUAGGGGGAUUCCCCAUCUAUUUAUCUUUCUAUUUCUUCCCUUCAUUCCAAUCUUGGGGCGGACUCCCAUGAUUCCUUUC